Gekko japonicus is the source of this 1884-nucleotide messenger RNA. RefSeq lists its product as uncharacterized. The record is from RefSeq and is a predicted model, not a curated record. NCBI's taxonomy places the organism in Eukaryota, Metazoa, Chordata, Lepidosauria, Squamata, Gekkonidae. The transcript is spliced from 3 exons. The coding region runs from base 442 to 1473 and encodes 343 amino acids.
AAGAAGGGAAUGCCUUAAAUUGAGCUGUGCUGUGCCACAGACCGCAGAGGUGACGGGUGGACUGCCUAUCCGGCCUCUCCGUGCUUGACGUUGAAUAAAACCGCCUUUGAUCGACCCUCCCGUGAGAAGUCUCCUGCUUGACUCGGUGUCCGGUCUCUUCCACGUAACACCCAGAUAGACGUGUGUGGACGCAGGAAAAUCCCCAGCUGGACAAAGACAUUCUCUGAUUUAAGAAGUGCUGAAGUCCCGGGAAAAACACCCGAUGGUGCAAAAAAGUUAUUCUAACUGAUAACCUGCCCUGCAUUCGUCGCAAACUGUCUUUCCUGCAAUUGAUCCAACAGUCGCUGCUCUUGACGCCAGCGUUGAGAACCUGCCAGCAUCUCUCCAAAAUCUUCUUUUAGACACAGUUUUGUCCCUGUCAACUCCCUGCGAGAGAACACCAUGCCCAAAAUAGUCCCCAAAAGCAAAGCUCCAGGAGCCGAUUUCUGCGGGGUGGAUAAAUAUUAUUACAUUGUCCGCUCCGACCUGGACUGCUACAUGAGGUCAACCAAUUUCAAUCACGGCAAUGACCUGGAAGUGUUCAGCCUGCACAAUUCUUGUCAGGGUGGAGACCACUACUUAGCCCAUGAGGACGGCCUAUUCUACAUCAUCAAAGGAGACCACUAUCGCCGCGUCAGUAACAUGAACAAGGAUGACAAUGCUGUCGUGUACAGCCUCCACCCCAACUGUCAAGGAGGGGACCAUUACCUCUCUGCCUUUGGACGCUUCUACAUUAUUUUCCAGGGCAGAGGCAUUUACCACAGGGUCACUAAUAUGAAUACAGAUGAAGAUGCAAUUGAAUAUACCCUUCACCCCGAUUGCCAGAAUGGCCUUUAUUACUGGGGCACCAAGGAUUACUACUACUUUGUAAAACCUCACGAUGAAUGGGGUAUCCAGUAUUUUAGGUGCACCGAUUUCCACCGAAACCUAGACGCUGUUACCUAUUCCUUCCAUGGGAGCGUGGUCGCCUUUAUCCCUGGAGGGCUGGCCAUUAACGAAGGUCCAGCUUUUGGUCGAUGGGAGGCGAUCAAGACCAUCUCCAACGACUCCGACAGUCCCAUUGAAUGGAACAAGAAGAUCACGAAGAAGGUGGGAUGCAAGAAGAUGAAGAUGAGCAGUGUGGAGCAGAACUGGAAAAUAAACAUGAAAGCCUCGUACGAGUCAGGAGGCCUCGCCGAAGCCAUUGCCAAGUACCAGUUCUCCCUCUCUGUCGAAUACGGAGGAAGAGCCGUCCAAACCCAGCAGGAAGACUGGAGCGAAGCCACGGAGGUGGAAGAAUCUAUUCAUGUGACCCUGCAGCCCGAAAGCCAGAUGUACAUAUGGCAGUACCGUUUGGGCUUCGGCAACGAGCCUGUCUUGUUCUGCCGGGACAUGAAGUUUACGAAUGAUUCCACUCCACCCACAAGUGUUCCUCUGCCACCUUCGAAUGAGUAAUGGAGGAAGGUCAGGACUGCCUAAAGGUUUGCUCUCUGUCAGUUGCAUUUAGUAAAAUUUGGGCUGAUAAAUUAUUAGGGAUCCGUAGAAAUCUCACAAGCUUAGGAUACACUUUAGCUGUUAGGUAAAUAGAGAAAGCCAAGCUAAACAUUAAGUUGGGGUAUGAUUUUUUUUUUAAUUAUUAUUUUGACCGUUGUCUAAUUCUUGAGUGCUUCUCGCUGUCCUGCGUAGUAUGAAGACCCAGAACCAUCACUCCUCAAGUCUGGUUUCCUUCUGAUUAGAGGCUUCCCAUUCCUUCAUGAUAUUUCCGGUAUUUACACUUAUGCAGGAAGGCAAAGUGGUGUGGUGCAGGUGUACAGUCCAGCAGGGGUCAUUUCGUAGAAAAAGAGGUGCAGGAGCUCAUUAGCAUAA